Molecule: messenger RNA, 554 nt
Organism: Bactrocera tryoni
Lineage: Eukaryota; Metazoa; Arthropoda; Insecta; Diptera; Tephritidae
Product: piggyBac transposable element-derived protein 2-like
Exons: 1
Molecular function (GO): sequence-specific DNA binding
Source: RefSeq, a predicted model, not a curated record
AUGCGUGAAAAUAGAACUAAAAGUUGUUAUUUACGUUCGGUGAAAGACUUAAGAAAGUCAAAUAGAGGUGCAUAUGCCUACAGGUUCGAUACCAAUAAUGAACUAAUGGUGGUAAGGUGGAAAGAUAAUGGUGUGUGCACAACAGGAACCAAUUUUGAUAAAAUUGAACCUAUGGGUAAGGUAAAACGCUGGUGUUCGCAGAAUAAGCAGAAAAUGGAUGUGAAUAUACCACACUUAUUUCAAAACUAUAAUAAGGGCAUGGGUGGUGUUGAUGAAAUGGACGGUUCCAUCUCAUUAUACCGCGUUGGUAUUCGUGGUAAAAAAUGGUGGUGGGUUAUCUUCACAUACAUGAUUGAUAUGAGCAUAUCUAACGCAUGGCGUCUACAUGCUUUAGUGGGCACAAAUAAGUUUGACCAAUUAGAUUUUAGCAAACAUAUUGCUCGAAGCUACCUGAAGUGUCGCGAAAACACCAAAACCCGUCCAUCCGGUUCCAUUGUACCAGGUCCGAACGGGAAUAAUGGACAUAACACUGGCAAGCUACCCAAGCAGUUAAG